This is a messenger RNA of Salmo salar (Atlantic salmon), 2420 nucleotides long. Its product is annotated as ubiquitin carboxyl-terminal hydrolase 14. Gene Ontology annotation, molecular function: proteasome binding; cysteine-type deubiquitinase activity; protein binding. NCBI's taxonomy places the organism in Eukaryota, Metazoa, Chordata, Actinopteri, Salmoniformes, Salmonidae. Gene Ontology annotation, biological process: regulation of proteasomal protein catabolic process; proteasome-mediated ubiquitin-dependent protein catabolic process; protein deubiquitination. The record is from RefSeq and is a predicted model, not a curated record.
AAAAUACAAUAUGAGAAACUAACCAACUAUUUAUAAGCUAACUAGCUAAACCAGAUCAGUGUUGGUUUUGGGGACAUAACUACCAAAAUAACAAACUAAUUUAGCCUACGGUAUCUAGCUACUAACGUGCAUAUGUUAUGCUAACAAAUUCCAUCAGCAUCACUAACUUCCUGAACUCACGUCAAUAUUUAGCUAACUACGUUAGCCUGCUAACUGCUAAACCAGCCAGAUAUGAACUGUCACAGAGUCUUUCUAGCUAUGAAAACUCUGCUGCAACGUUAGCAUGUUUUUUGGGCCAGAUGUAGCUAAAUAAGUACCUAGUCAAACGUUAGCCAAUUGGUUACCGCUAAAUGUAUGGAUUUUUGUGUGAUUCCUUUGCUAGCCAGUGAAUGUGAAAUGGGGAAAGGAGAAGUUUGAUGCAAUAGAGCUGAACACAGAAGAACCUCCCAUGGUCUUCAAGGCUCAGCUCUUUGCCUUGUCAGGGGUACAACCAGAGAGACAGAAGGUUAUGGUCAAGGGAGGCACACUCAAGGAUGAUGACUGGGGAAACAUCAAAUUGAAGAAUGGGAUGACUCUGUUGAUGAUGGGCUCAGCCGAGGCCCUGCCUGAGGAGCCUGCAGUCAGGCCCAUGUUUGUUGAGGACAUGACUGAAGACCAGCUGGCCUCAGCUAUGGAGAUGCCUUGCGGACUGACCAACCUGGGAAACACCUGCUAUAUGAACGCUACAGUGCAGUGUCUUCGCUCUGUGCCAGAGCUCAAAGGAGCCCUCGGAAGGUAUACAGGUGCUCUGCGGUCCUCUGGGGCCAGUGCACCAUCCCAGUACAUCACAGCAGCCCUCCGUGACCUCUACAAGACCAUGGACAAGACCUCCUCCAGCAUACCCCCCAUCAUCCUGCUACAGUUUCUGCACAUGGCCUUCCCCCAGUUCGCUGAGAAGGGAGACCAGGGACAGUACCUCCAGCAGGAUGCCAACGAGUGCUGGUUGCAGAUGAUGAGGGUCCUUCAGCAGAAGUUGGAGCCACAAGACACAGAUUCUCCCAUGGAAACUGAGAGUGGAGCUGCCAAGAAGAACUUCAUUGACCAGUAUUUUGGAGUCGAGUACGAAACCACUAUGAAAUGUACAGAGUCUGAGGACGAGGAGCCAGCUAAAGGUAAAGAGAGCCAGCUCCAACUCAGCUGUUUCAUCAACCAGGAGGUCAAGUACCUGGCCACUGGCCUCAGGCUGAGACUGCAGGAAGAAAUCACCAAGCUGUCUCCGUCUUUGCAAAGAAAUGCCCUGUACAUAAAAUCUUCUAAAGUAAGCCGCCUCCCUGCCUACCUAACCAUUCAGAUGGUUCGAUUUUUCUACAAAGAGAAGGAGUCUGUCAAUGCCAAAGUCCUUAAGGAUGUAAAGUUCCCACUGAUGCUGGAUGUGUAUGAGCUGUGUACCUCGGGGCUGCAGGAGAAGAUGGUGGCCGUUAGGUCAAAGUUCAAGGAGAUUGAGGACAAGAAGCUGGAGAAACAGUCGCAGAAGGUGGAGAAGAAAGUGGGAGACGAGCCGAAAGAAGUGAAAUACGAGCCCUUUUCAUUCGAUGAUGACCUGGGCUCUAACAACAGUGGCUACUACGACCUGCAGGGAGUGCUGACACACCAGGGAAGAUCGAGCUCCUCCGGACACUACGUCGCCUGGGUCAAGAGGAAAGAAGAUGAGUGGGUGAAGUUUGACGACGACAAGGUAAGCGUGGUAUCUCCAGAAGAUAUACUGAGGCUGUCCGGUGGAGGAGACUGGCAUAUAGCCUACGUUCUACUAUACGGACCAAGACGACUGGAAAUACUUGAAGAGCAACAGUAACCAACCUAAACACAAAUAAAAUCUAGCCAACCUACACACACAUGCCUGGGUGUCUACAAAAAUUGAUUACCUUAUUUUUUUAUUUUAACUUCUUGACACAUGCUUGUAAACCCAUCCAGCAUCAACACGAGUGGAGGUAGUUUAUCUAUCGAAGGAAGGUUUUAAAUUGUUUAUUAUAAGAGAGCCAGGCAAUCUCUGGACUGGAUCCUUGAGAGGUUUUGAGAGAUUUAGUUCUGCAGUUUUUCAUUAAAAUGUUUUAUACACAUUGUAUAUUUUUUAAAGCCUUGAACAAGGUGCUUAUGUCAUAGUACUUGUCUGUAGUCAUAACUAAUCCGCUUGUACAGAAGUCUUUGGCCAAGCAACAUUGUUUUAAGGUGUCUUGAGAUACCCUAAAUCUUCCCUUCAAACAUUUUUAUUGGAGAACCCCCCGCAUCAUACAAGCAGUUCAACAUCUCUGCAUGACGCUUCACUGUCUCAUCCUGACCACCACCCUGCCAACAACGAUGUGUAAGACCUACGACGGUCCCUCUGUAAUAAGUUAUUGACUGAUUGCUUUUCAUAAAUGGUGAAAGUAAACCGUUAUACCAAA